Messenger RNA from Baudoinia panamericana UAMH 10762, 1151 nucleotides. RefSeq lists its product as uncharacterized. Gene Ontology annotation, molecular function: metal ion binding; pre-mRNA 3'-splice site binding. The transcript has a single exon. Gene Ontology annotation, biological process: mRNA splicing, via spliceosome. Lineage: Eukaryota; Fungi; Ascomycota; Dothideomycetes; Mycosphaerellales; Teratosphaeriaceae. The record is from RefSeq and is a predicted model, not a curated record. Gene Ontology annotation, cellular component: U2AF complex; spliceosomal complex. Bases 177 to 809 code for a protein of 210 amino acids.
GCCAGUCUCAAUUGGGAAGUGGCUUGUUUGCCUCAGGCGUCGAAUCUGCGAGAAGCACUGAGUCAGCGGCAAAGCUGCCGGACAAGAUGCAGAGAGGAUCACAAGUCUCAUCCUCAUCUUGAACAUCUGCAACACCUUCUCCUGCCUCACCCAGAUAAUCAACACCGCAAGCAAACAUGGCCAACUACCUCGCCUCAAUCUUCGGCACGGAACAAGACAAAGUCAACUGCUCCUUCUACUACAAAAUCGGCGCCUGCCGCCACGGCGACCGCUGCUCGCGCAAACACGUCAAACCCUCCUACUCCCAAACCAUCCUCCUUCCCAACCUCUACCAAAACCCAGCCUACGACACUCGUGCCCGCUCCAUGGACGCUUCGCAACUACAAAACCACUUCGACGCGUUCUACGAAGACAUCUGGUGCGAGAUGAACAAGUACGGCGAACUGGAGGAGCUAGUCGUGUGCGACAAUAACAAUGAUCAUCUCAUCGGGAAUGUGUAUGCGCGGUUCAAGUACGAGGAGAGUGCGCAGGCGGCGAGUGAGGCGCUGAAUUCCCGGUGGUAUGCAGGGAGGCCAAUAUACUGCGAGCUCAGUCCUGUGACGGAUUUCAGGGAGGCUUGUUGUAGGUUGAACAGUGGGGAGGGGUGCGUGAGAGGGGGGUUCUGCAACUUCAUUCAUCGAAAGGAGCCGAGUGAGGAGAUGGACCGGUCGCUGGAGCUGGCGACGAAAAAGUGGUUGAGGGCGAGAGGCAGGGAUGCGAAGAGCAUGAGUAGGAGUCCCAGUCCGGUGCCGGCCAACCCGAGAUUCUGAGGGAACGUCUGAGGGCAGAAUGGAUCUGAGGCAUCGAACAAGCUAUGCGCGGGGUUUUGCGCAUCGAGCAAGGACGGCAUGAUGGAGUGAGCAGCGUGCAAGCCGAGAGCUUCGCCACGUGCCAUCUCGGGGCAACGUGCAUUGCACAUUGUGGACAGAAGUUAACGUCUGAAUGUAUAGAGAGAGAAAGCGCGCCAAGACUGCAGCGCUAGAUGGUGGAGGGCACACGUAGGGUGCGUUCUGUACGUCGCUACUAGCAUGCCAUCAGAGGCUGACACGAGUAACCCAGAAAGCAACAUAUCUUAUCCAAACGCGACCUUACUGUCUAGCAGUCAUCUCACU